Podarcis lilfordi (Lilford's wall lizard) is the source of this 23368-nucleotide messenger RNA. The record is from the annotation of a GenBank genome assembly. Lineage: Eukaryota; Metazoa; Chordata; Lepidosauria; Squamata; Lacertidae.
AUGGCCAUUCGCCUGAAUCUAGUAUUCUUGAACGGCACCUUCCCCCCCGAUAUACCGGGGGAGUUCACUCACCUGGGACCAGCAUCUAACAGUGUUAUCGAUUACCUCUUGAUCUCCGCAAAUUUGGCCGUCAAUGUACUUUCCUUCCAGGUUGAAAACCAACAUUUCAGUGAUCACCUCCCAAUAGUGACCACUUUGUCAUUGUUCCGGUACCAGAAGGACUAUAAACACUCAGUCCCUCUGGAAACCUCAUCAGCGACCAAAAUAAGUGGGAUCAAAUGGUCGGAGGCUGUGGCCCAAAAAUACCAGGAUUUUUUCCAUAGGGAAAUCACUGCCUAUCUACCUCAAAUAGCUACUGAUUUACAAGAUUCCAAUUCGGUUUUGAAAUUUUUAACCUUCUUACAACAAACCUUACCACUUUUUUACAUUACCUCCUCAAAAGGCGAAAGUAGCGCAUUGCAGUGCUGGGGCCCCUUGGUUUAAUACCUCUUGCAAACAAGCAAGAUCCCUUCUUCGUUCCAUCUAUAAUGAAUACAAAAACUCUAAUGCCCAGGCUCUACCAUCCUCCUAUUUACAAGCCAAAAGAGCAUACAAACAGACUUUAAAGCUGGCCAAACGUGAGUGGUAUCUAAAGCGUUGGCGAGCCUUGAUUGCGGCCUCUAGAUCCCGCAGACCACAGGAAUUUUGGGCUUUGAUAAACAAAAGAGGAAGGAAGUACCCACUGACGAUUAUCCCUGCGCCCACAUGGGAACAAUUCUUGAGCAAAUAUUUCUCCUUGGCAGAGGAAUCCAACUCAUCCACUGAAUUCCGAGCCGACCAUCUACCUUUGUGGCCCUCUACCGACCCAGACCUGAUAAUGGACUUGAUAUUAGAUCUGAAAACGGGCAAAGCCCCCGGGCUGGAUCUAGUCCCUGCUGAGGCUAUUGUUGCGCAACCGAGGUGGUGGGCUGAAAUCCUGGCCAAAGUCUUUGAUGCAAUUAAUUCUACGGGGCUUAUCCCUAGGUCAUGGAAGGAGGCCGUGAUCGUGCCAGUCCAUAAAAAGGGUCCCCUGCUGACCCGGAGAACUAUCGGAACAUCAGCCUUUUGUCUAUCAUCGGGAAAAUCUAUGCAAAAUUUUUGCUGUCCAAGCUGUCCAAUUGGGCAAACGACUCAAAUUUGAUUGGCCACGAGCAAGCGGGCUUUAGGAACAAUUAUUCGACCACUGACCAUAUGGUAAUCAUGUAUCAUCUUGCCAGAAAAUAUUCUGCCCCGAGUCGGGGGCGCCUAUGUGUCGCUUUCAUAGACCUAAAGGCCGCCUUCGACAGUAUCCCAAGAAACUGUCUAUGGAAGAAAUUAGAGAGAUGGGGCAUAGAUAGAAGGCUGUUAUGGCUUAUAACCCAAUUACACCAUGGGUCGUCGGCUAGAGUGAGACUCACACCGGCGGGAAACCUAUCCAACGAGGUCCCAAUAAAUAGAGGUGUGCGCCAAGGUUGCAUUUUGGCCCCACUCCUCUUCAACUUGUUUAUUAGCGAUAUGAAGCUCUUUCUGAAUGAGUCUCAAGCCAACAUUCAUGCCCCCGCCUAGCUGAUUUUCGCUGCCCUCUGCUCUUAUAUGCCGACGAUGCAGCGAUCCUUUCCUACUCUAGAGUCGGUUUAUGCAGAGCUCUAAAGAUUUUUGCGGCUUAUUGCAAACUCAACCAUCUGACAAUUAAUCAUGGGAAAUCUAAAGUCCUGGUCUUUACCAGGUCUCGGAAAACUUACAGCUGGAAGUUAGAUGGAGUCCAAUUAGAACAAGUUUUCAAAUUUAAAUACCUGGGAGUCUUUUUUCACUACAACCUAAGCUGGAAGCCACAGAUACAGUAUUUACUAAACAAAGGGAAAACAAUACUUUAUACUCUACUCCAAUUUUUUGCGGCCGACGGAGCCUCCCACAUCCCUUCUGCAUUGAAGGUGUACCAUGCAAAAGUGGUUUCCACCCUCUGUUAUGCUGCCCCGCUCUGGGCCCCAGGGUCCAAUUUAACAUCGUUGGGGACAUUGCAGAAUCAGUUUCUCCGUCGCCUCCUGAAACUCCCCAUGUGUGUGAGCAACGCAGCCAUACGUCUGGAGUUAAGGAUUGCAUCAUUGGAGACGGUCAUCUGGAAGCGAGUCUUUGGUUAUUGGCUGUCCAGCUGGCACAGGCUUCCCAACCAUUACCUUUUCAGUGCCUCUGGCGGGACGACUUUGUCAAUCCAUGGGUAGGAAAAAUCCAUGCCAAACUUCUGAGCAUCGGAAUUUCCCCAGCGGACUCCUUAAAGAUGAACUUACGCUCAGCCAAAAGACUUAUUGAGCAGAGAUUAGCAGACAUUGAAAAUCAACACAACCUCGCCGGGGUGAGGGUGUCUGCUCCCCCAGGUAUCACGGAAUAACCUCACCACUUGGCCUUCCAUCAUACAUGUCAUCUCUUUCAUCUGUACCACACCGACAUGCAUUUAUUCGUGCAAGGUUCAAUGUCUUUCCAUCGAACCUGCUGAGCCACAGAUUUUCCAAGGGUUUGGUGUCUCCGCUAUGCGUGUGUGACGGGAAAACUGUUGAUUCUCUCUCACAUAUAAUGUUCAACUGUCCCCUACAUAGCAUAGCCAGGACUAAAUUCCUGGGCCCUGCUUUACUGCGCUUGGUUGGCAGGCCUGCUGAGUCACAUGCCGCACUACUUUUGCAGGAUACAGAUCCUUCUGUAACUCUGCAGGUGGCGAGAUUCCUGAAUGCAGUUAUCUCACACACAAAAACCACCAAAAACAACAACAUCAAAAACUAAUCGGACAGUUUUGAAGAGAGUGCAUGUCGGAUCCCGUCUUCAGUUCUCCUUUUCUGGGAUCCGUCCCUUGGAGCUCUCCGGGCCCCAAGCUGUUAUCUGGCUCUGCUCAAUGACCCACCCCUGCAUCAUGGUGUUCACCUUCUGGUGCCGAAUAUAUUAGUCUUUAUGCCUCUGUGCUUUUAUGUUUGUACAUACUUUAUGGGCUAAUAGCCGUAAAUAAAUAAAUAAAUAAAUAAAUAAAUAAAAUAAAUAAACGAGACCCUCUUGGGGUGCUAAAGAUAUGAACCCCUCCCAUAUAGGCUCAGGUUGUCGAUAUGUGCAAAUAAACCAUACGUCAUAAAGGAACCACGGUCUCCACUAUGCUUCAUCCCCAAAGGAAACAUGAUCAGAGAUUGGAGUGGCAUGAUGCGAUAUUAAGGCAGAUUAUAAGACACAAACUAUAAUAAAAACAUAAUUUAAAAUUUUUUGUCGGCUAGUUGAUUCUGUCUUUGUGAGUUCCUGCAUUUAUUCUUCUAGAAUGCUUUUGGUUCAGCAAACGAUACUGCAUUGCAAAGCAUUGCUAGCUUCUCCCCGCCCACCUUAGACUGGCUUCAAUGCUAACAACUCUGCUUCUGUUCUUAGGAAGACCAUUAUGUUCGCUUUUACUGUUGCUUUGUGGCACUGGGUCCAGCAGCAGCAGAUGUGUAGGGAACAGCAGCCAUGUAGCUACUCCUAGAAGUGUGAUUGAUGUUCCCAAACCAACAGAGCUAGAAGGUGCCAAGGAAGAGGCAGACGGUGAGUCUUCUCCUUUCUCUCCUCCUUUCUCUUUCACAGGCUAACAGCCAGGGGCUCCAGGUUAAAGAGAAGAAAUCAAAACACAGGAAAGUGUUGGAUUUCUGCUAGAGUUGUUCGUUGUCCUCUGCCAGGGCACAGCUCACUGAAUCACUGUUCUGUUGAAGUGUGUGUGGUUUAAGGAAAUGGCUAAAAUAUGAAACAUCUAUACAAAAAAGGAAGGAAGUCUCACUAUAUUCAGACAUGCAGCACAUGGAAUCAUGAAAUCAGUGGGCUGCCUGCAGAGAAUAUCUGUGUAACAAGUCUGGAAGAAGCUGAUUUUCCCAUCUUUUCUUCUCCUUGCUUCCCCAGAGCUUCCCCAAAUGCUCCCCUUAGAUUCCGGGAAAUCUGAGUGGGACUUGGGAUGGGAUGGGUGGAUAAGGGGGAAAGGGGUGGUGGUAGAAAAUCAGGUGAAUGAAUCUUCUGUCAAUGCAGAAUAAUAUGCCACUAUCUGGUUUUCUGCCAUCUUCCCCUGCAAUUAGUCUAUGCCACUCAUCAAGGUUCCCUUGCUCUUGGGACAACAUUUUCUUUGGGUUGAGUGGGAUGAAUCCAACAGGAAGAGCAGAAGAGAGAGAGGUGCAUCAUCUGGCAGCCUUCUACUGGCAAAUCUAUUGACUCAACUAUGGAGUUGGGAGGUGUGUCAUCUACUGUGGGAACGCGGGUGGUGCUAUGGUCUAAACCACUGAGUCUCUUGGGCUUGCUGAUCAGAAGGUGGGAGGUUUGAAUCCCUGUGAUGGGGUGAGCUCCCAUUGCUCUGUCCCAGAUCCUGCCAAGCUAGCAGUUCGAAAGCAUGCCAGUGCAAGUAGAUAAAUAGAUACCACUGCAGCAGGAAGGUAAAUGGUGUUUCGUGUGCUCUGGCUUCCAUCAUGGUGUCCCAUUGUGCCAGAAGCUACUGUUAGGUCCAUCAUGAGACGUCCGCCAGCUUCCAAUCACAGAUACCAGCAGCCUUCAAGCAAGCAAACUUGCCUUAUUCUCACUCCCUAGCAUCCCACUGCCAGAGGAUUGCCUCCUUCCAUUCACCAGUUUGCCUCCUCCAAGUGGAAGAAACCUGGGCAGGGCUGAAUGUCACAUCCAUUGCCAGGUGUGCCCUGCUGGAAAUAGAAAGGGGCUUUCCCCUUGGCCUGACUUUAUAUCCACUCAGUUGCCAAGUGCUUUUGUGACAUCACAAGAAAUCCACAGCCAAUGGCAACAGCUGAGGACACAUCAUUUUCAUUGCUUUGAGUCUCACAAUGGCAGGUGGACCUAUCAGUGAUUGUGUGCUUGUUUAUUCGGGAUGCAGGUGGCACUGUGAUCUAAACCACUGAGCCUCUUGGGCCUGCCAAUCGGAAGGUCAGCGGUUUGAAUCCCCGCGACAGGGUGAGCUCCUGUUGCUCUGUCCCAGCUCCUGCCAACUGAGCAGUUUGAAAGCACACCAGUGCAAGUAGAUAAAGAAGUACCGCUGUGGAGGGAAGAUAAAUGGUAUUUCCGUGCACUCUGAUUUCCAUUAUGGUGUUCCGUUGUGCCAGAAGCUGGCCACAUGACCCGGAAAGCUAUCUUUGGACUAUGCCAACUCCCUCAGCCUGAAAGCAAGAUGAGCACCUUUGACUGGACUAACCGUCCAGGGCUUGUUUACCUUUUACCUUUAACAUCUACUGUACACCAAACCCUUUGACUACAUAUUUUAUAUUUGGUUUUUGGUACCUACUGUUUCCCUUUUCAAGCUUUUGGGAUGUUGCCUGCGAUCCCCUUUUAAUAAAUUCAGAAGUGAACAUAUUGUUAGUUCCUGCAGCAGCAGCAGCUGUGUAGUGCAACUGGCUUUGUCAAGGGCUCCCUUUGUGAUUGUGUUCAGUUUUUCAAAUCACUAAUUCAUAUCUGCAAGAUGGAAAUAUAUAUAUCAGUCUGAAAGGCAAACAGUUACAUAAUUUCUGUGACAUAUAGGAACCACUGUAGCUGACUUACCAAAUUCAGUACACAUUCAUUUUUUUGUUCUUUUUAAAUAUUAAGUUUUUUGUGGGGACAUCCCUCCCAAACAAAAGUUCCUUGAGAAAAAUCAUUUAAAGCACAGUAGUAAGCACAUUAAACUACUGAAGUAUAUGGAUAAACUAUGAGAUUAAUGGUUUAUUGUAGCAUACAUUUCUUUGGAAUUUUUCAUCACCAAUAUAUAUAUAUAUAUUUAGAAUUUAUAUCUCCUUUAAGCUCUUCCUUUGUAUAUGCAAUCACAUUAGAAUUAUACAUUUAGGAAUGCAAAAAAUACCCCCACCAAAACCCACCUUUUCCUUUUCAAGUCCCAGGAUUUCAAUAAUACAGUGGUACCUUGGUUUCAAUCUUAAUCCGUUCCGGAAGUCCAUUCUUAAACCAAAGCGUUCUUAAACCAAGGUGUGCUUUCCCAUAGCAGCGGGGGACUCAAUUUACAAAUGGAACAUGCUCAACAUGUUAUGCUUCCAAAGCAAAGUUCACAAACCAAAACACCUACUUCCGGGUUUGCAGCGUUCUUAAUCCAAGUUGUUCAUAAAAUAGGCUGUUCUUAAACAAGGUACCACUGUAUUUUAGUCAAAGAGAGAACUUUUCCACCUAAGGUAUUUAAUGUACACUGACAAGGCAAUGAUGGUUAAGGGCUAUAUCCCAUUGCACACCUAUAGCUUCAAUUAACAUUAAUUGGAAGCAAAUAGACAUAUCUAAAGGAAGCAAAGCUGCAGCGUCAAGAUGGGAAGUUUAAUUCUGUUGCUCAGCUGUGAGUUAAGUCAGACUCUUAUAAUUUGCUUCCCUUGUUCAAAGUGAGAGAACAAUAAGACCGGUUGCUUUAGGAAAAUGGGGAAGAGGUUAAAUGCAUUAUACUGAACUGUCUGUUUCAUGUUUUACCAGGCUAUAGUUAAAUGUUAAAUCAGCUCACAAUUUGCUAGAAUAACUAUUGUUCCAUUUAACAGGGACACUUAGACAAAUGGUGUUUCAAAUUAGAUAUGCCAAGGUACACAAUUUUCUUGGAAGACUGUGGGAUCUUUGAGAGACCUAUAUUUUAGUUAAAGGAUUUGUAGCCAUAUCACGGGAAAGCUUUUUCACACUGCUGCCAUAGAAAGCUGCCUUGCGUCUAGCUGGGUUGUUUGUUCACCUAUUGUAGUACUGUCUACCCUGACUGACACCAUGUCUCCGGGGUCUAUGGCAGAAAUCUUCCCCGCCACCUGCUAUCUGAUUCUUUUAACUAGAGAUGCCAAAGAUUGAGCCUGGAACUAUCUGAAUGCCAGGCAUGUCUCGUCCCUCUCUGAGCAUUUGUCUGAUCUGAAGCCCAGCCCACCCCCAAAACUGUAGCAUUGGAUUACCCAGUUGCCACUUCAGGAGACUAAGUAGGCGCUUUUGAAGUGUGCUUCAGGAUUUGCAAAAGAGAGCACCUUUCAUCCCUGUUCCAUGCUGCAGUAUUUCUUAGGCAAUAUUAUAGCAAUUUAACUGGGUUUUUCUUCUUCUAAUGACAAGAUUUGUUGUGGUUAGGGAGGGAAGUAAAGGUAAAGGUAAAGGGACCCCUGACCAUUUGGUCCAGUCGUGGCCGACUGUGGGGUUCCGGCACUCAUCUCGCUUUUUUGGCUGAGGGAGCCGGUGUACAGCUUCCGGGUCAUGUGGCCAGCAUGACUAAGCCGCUUCUGGCAAACCAGAGCAGUGCACGGAAACACUGUUUACCUUCCCGCUGGAGCGGUACCUAUUUAUCUACUUGCACUUUGGCAUGCUUUCAAAGUACUAGGUUGGCAGGAGCAGGGACCAAGCAACAGGAGCUCACCCCAUCGGGGGGAUUCGAACCGCCGACCUUCUGAUCGGCAAGUCCUAGGCUCUGUGGUUUAACCCACAGCGCCACCCGCGAGGGAGGGAAGUAAACAGAUGCUAGUCAAGUAAGCAACCUGGGGCACUUUUGCAGCGAAAGAGCAUCCAGCCACCCAACUUCUUACAGGUCACGGGUGCAAUCGGCUACUGAAGGGGAGCUAUCCUUGGGAUCUCAUAACAUCGUAGGCUGUUCAGCCAUGUUGUUGUGUGAUAGUUGUUACCACAUGCCCACAUCUACACAUGUAGGAGAUGACCAUAUACAGAAGGAACAUAUGGCAUGUCUUUCGAGUCCACAGGACCAAUUGCACUAAUACAAGGAAGAAUCAGGAAUCAGGUGGCAAAGCAAAGCUCAGGGGAAAAUGAAUAUACAAUUUAUUGGGAGGGGGGAGAAACCAACAAUUACCCCAAGGUUGGUUAAUGUGAAGGGUUUUUUUUCCAAAAAGAAAAGAUUGGCAGGGCUUUUUUUAAAAAAAAUAAAAUAUGAUUUUCAGGUUUAUAAUAAUAAUUUUACAGUCUUUUUAACAUUUCAAAACGACUUCCUUCCUCCUCUUUCUGCACUUCUUUAAAUUUAUUUUUAAUAUCUUCUGCAUAUCCAAAUUAACUUAAUUUGUUCAUUUAUUCACCUACUCUUAUGAAACUGCAGGUUAUUACAAUAAACUUGCCAAUGUUCUUAUCUGUUUACAAUUUAUCUGUAAAUAUUCAAUAAGCCAUUUCCAUUCUUUUAUAUAUAUAAAAAGAAAGUUUGCUAACUUCAUUUCUUAUUUUUCUGGUAAGUUUCGUCAUUUCUGAAUAUUCCAUAAGCUUUUGUAUCUAUUCUUCCUUUGCUGGGACUUCUGCUUCUUUCCAUUUUGGGGCAAGUAACAUUCUCGCCCCCUUCAUGGAUCACUGCCUUGCCGUGGCAAAGGGGCUUGAAUAACUCAGAGAAGCUAUGAGCUAUGCCGUGCAGGGCCACCCAAGAUGGACAGGUCAUAGUGGAGAGUUUUGACCAAACGUGAUCCACCUGGAGCAGGAACCAGCAAACCACUCCAGCAUCCCUGCCAAGAAAACUCCAUGGACAAAGACAACAGGCAUAUAAAAGUUAUGACGCUGGAAGAUGAGCCCCUCAGGUCGGAAGGCGUCCAACAUGCUACUGAGGAAGAGUGGAGGACAAGUACAAGUAGAUUCAGAGCUGAUGAAGCUUCUGGGCCAAAGCCGAAAGGACGCUCAGUUGCGGAUAUGCCUGGAAGCGAAAGGAAAGUCCAAUGCUGUAAAGAAAAAUAUUGCAUAGGAACCUGGAAUGUAAGAACCAUGAACCUUGGUAAGUUGGAUGUGGUCAAAAAUGAGAUGGCAAGAAUAAAUAUUGACAUCCUGGGCAUCAGUGAACUAAAAUGGACGGGAAUGGGCGAAUUCAGUUCGGAUGACCAUCACAUCUACUACUGUGGGCAAGAAUCCCGUAAAAGAAAUGGAGUGGCCCUCAUAGUCAACAAAAGAGUGGCAAAAGCUGCAUUGGGAUGCAAUCUCAAAAAUGAUAGAAUGAUCUUGAUACGAAUCCAAGGCAGACCUUUUAACAUCACAGUAAUCCAAGUUUAUGCACCAACCACUGGUGCUGAAGAAACUGAAAUUGACCAAUUCUAUGAAGACUUACAACACCUUAUAGAAAUGACACCAAAGAAGGAUGUUCUUCUCAUUAUAGGGGAUUGGAAUGCUAAAGUAGGGAGUCAAGAGAUAAAAGGAACAACUGGCAAGUUUGGCCUUGGCGUUCAAAAUGAAGCAGGGCAAAGGCUAAUAGAGUUCUGCCAAGAGAACAAGCUGGUCAUCACAAACACCCUUUUCCAACAACACAAGAGACGACUCUACACAUGGACAUCACCAGAUGGGCAGCAUCGAAAUCAGAUUGAUUAUAUUCUCUGCAGACAAAGAUGGAGAAGCUCUAUACAGUCAGCAAAAACAAGACCUGGAGCUGACUGUGGCUCAGAUCAUCAGCUUCUUAUAGCAAAAUUCAAGCUUAAACUGAAGAAAGUAGGAAAAACCACUAGGCCGGCAAGAUACAAUCUAAGUCAAAUCCCUUAUGAAUACACAGUGGAAGUGAGGAACAGGUUUAAGGAUUUAUAUUUGGUGGACAGAGUGCCUGAAGAACUAUGGAUGGAGGCUCGUAACAUUAUACAAGAGGCAGCAACUAAAACCAUCCCAAUGAAAAGGAAAUGCAAGAAAGCAAAGUGGCUGUCCAACGAGGCCUUACAAAUAGCGGGGGAGAGAAGGCAAGCAAAAUGUGAGGGAAAUAGUGAAAGAUACAGGAAACUGAAUGCAAUUUCCAAAGAAUAGCAAGGAGAGACAAGAAGGCCUUCUUAAAUGAGCAAUGCAAAGAAAUAGAGGAAAACAAUAGAAUGGGAAAAACCAGAGAUCUGUUCAAGGAAAUUGGAGAUAUGAAAGGAACAUUUCGCACAAAGAUUUCCAUAAUAAAAGACAAAAGUGGAAAAGACCUAACAGAAGCAGAAGACAUCAAGAAGAGGUGGCAAGAAUACACAGAGGAACUAUACCAGAAAGAAAUAUAUGUCUCGUAUACCCCAGGUAGUGUGGUUGCUGACCUUGAGCCAGACAUCCUGGAGAGUGAAGUCAAAUGGGCCUUAGAAAGCAUUGCUAAUAACAAGGCCAGUGGAAGUGAUGAUAUUCCAGCUGAACUAUUUAAAAUUUUAAAAGAUGAUGCUGUUAAGGUGCUACACUCAAUAUGCCAGCAAAUUUGGAAAACUCAGCAGUGGCCAGAGGAUUGGAGAAGAUCAGUCUACAUCCCAAUCCCAAAGAAGGGAAGUGCCAAAGAAUGCUCCAACUACCGCACAAUUGCACUCAUUUCACACGCUAGCAAGGUUAUGCUUAAAAUUCUACAAGGCAGGCUUAAGCAGUAUGUGGACCGAGAACUCCCAGAAGUGCAUUCUGGAUUUAGAAAAGGCAGAGGAACCAGAGACCAAAUUGCAAACAUGCGCUGGAUUAUGGAGAAAGCUAGAGAGUUCCAGAAAGACAUCUACUUCAGCUUCAUUGACUAUGCAAAAGCCUUUGACUGUGUCGACCACAGCAAACUAUGGCAAGUUCUUAAAGAAAUGGGAGUGCCUGAUCACCUCAUCUGUCUCCUGAGAAAUCUCUAUGUGGGACAAGAAGCUACAGUUAGAACUGGAUAUGGAACAACUGAUUGGUUCAAAAUUGGGAAAGGAGUACGGCAAGGCUGUAUAUUGUCUCCCUGCUUAUUUAACUUAUAUGCAGAAUUCAUCAUGCGAAAGGCUGGGCUGGAUGAAUCCCAAGCCGGAAUUAAGAUCGCCGGAAGAAAUAUCAACAACCUCAGAUAUGCAGAUGACACAACCUUGAUGGCAGAAAGUGAGGAGGAAUUAAAGAACCUUUUAAUGAGGGUGAAAGAGGAGAGCGCAAAAGAUGGUCUGAAGCUCAACAUCAAAGAAACGAAGAUCAUGGCCACUGGGCCCAUCACCUCCUGGCAAAUAGAAGGGGAAGAAAUGGAGGCAGUGAGAGAUUUUACUUUCUUGGGCUCCAUGAUCACUGCAGAUGGUGACAGCAGUCACGAAAUUAAAAGAUGUCUGCUCCUUGGGAGAAAGGCAAUGGCAAACCUAGACAGCAUCUUAAAAAGCAGAGACAUCACCUUGCCAACAAAGGUCCAUAUAGUUAAAGCCAUGGUUUUCCCAGUAGUGAUGUAUGGAAGUGAGAGAUGGACCAUAAAGAAGACUGAUCACCGAAGAAUUGAUGCUUUUGAGUUAUGGUGCUGCAGGAGACUCUUGAGAGUCCCAUGGACUGCAAGAAGAUCAAACCUAUCCAUUCUGAAGGAAAUCAGCCCUGAGUGCUCACUGGAAGGACAAAUCGUGAAGCUGAGGCUCCAAUAUUUUGGCCAUCUCAUGAGAAGAGAAGACUCCCUGGGAAAGACCCUGAUGCUGGGAAAGAUGGAGGGCACAAGGAGAAGGGGACAACAGAGGACGAGAUGGUUGGACAGUGUUAUCGAAGCUACAAACAUGAGUCUGACCAAACUGCGGAAGGCAGUGGAAGACAGGAGUGCCUGGCGUGCUCUGGUCCAUGGGGUCACGAAGAGUCGGACAUGACUAAAUGACUAAACAACAACAUUCUUGCUGCUGUAGUAGCAUACAUAAAUAAAUUUCUGUACAGUUUGGGCAUCUUUUUUUCUCUCCAGCCAGAAUUCACUGGAACUCAGUUCUGGCAUCUCUCAGGUGGGCGCCAUUGCCAUUAUAAGAGAACAAGAGAAGAGUUCAUGGUGAGUUCAGCAACUCUUUUUCUAGAAAAAUAGCACUACAGUGGUACCCCGGGUUAAGUACUUAAUUCGUUCUGGAGGUCCGUUCUUAAUCUGAAACUGUUCUUAACCUGAAGCACCACUUUAGCUAAUGGGGCCUCCUGCUGCUGCUGUGCUGCCAGAGCACAACUUCUGUUCUCAUCUUGAAGCAAAGUUCUUAAUCCGAGGUAAUAUUUCUGGGUUAGCAGAGUCUUUAACCUGAAGUGUAUGUAACCUGAAGCUUAUGUAACCAGAGGUAUCACUGUAUAUUUAAACUUGAUUGGCAAUUAUUUGGGUAAGGCUAAAGGGUGCCAAAGAUUAGAAGACCCAAUGCCAAUUGGAAGAUGCCAGGAAGACAUAUGUGAAGCUGAAUUAGGAUAAACAGGGAAGGUGGAAUGCAAAUAAAUUUGCUGCAGAACAGUUUGGGUACAUGUACGAAAGGUGGGGAGAGAAAGGGACUGAGAGAAAGAUGCUGGAACGUGAAUAUUACUUAACCCAAGGCAGAAAGAGUUGGAAAAAGUUAUUCAGGACAUUCAGUGAAGUUCUGAUAGGCACACUGGUACCAUGGAUGCCAUACUAGUGCUCCCUGUAGUAUUGCCUGGCAUUCAAAAAUCUAAUUUAUGUAGUCUUGGAACAUUUCCAAAUCAGCAGAAAAAUAAUAAUUUUAGAAAACUAGAAGUGUGUUGUGUUCUGCUUUUGCUUUUUUUGGCAGGGAAUGACAAAAACGAGCACUUGAAGAUUUGGAUAUCCAUGUGAGGUGGAUGACAUGUUCUAAUUUAGUUGUUAAAAUAUAGCCUAGAAUCAACUGAUGGAACAGUCCGGUGAGAUUGUGAUAAUAUCUAAACAUCUGGCAUAAUGGGUGCGUAAUUACCAGCUGAAUUAAUUCGUAUUUCUCUCCUGCCCUUUUCCUAAGGCUCACAGUGGAUUAUAGGAAAAAAGAAAAAAAGGAAAAAAUUAACUGUAAUUAUAUUAAUGAAAAAAUAUGUUUUUAGAAACUUUCAUGAUAACCCAUAUUGCAUUUCAUUUGGGCACAUGUCUUCUUUCACAGUUUGUAAAAAAAGAAGAAGGGAGAAAUAUAUAAAAGAAAUACUCUCCAGUACAUUUUAAAAAGUGUGAAAAGGAAUAGUAUGCAAAAUAUAUAGUGGCUUUUACAGGGAACCAGGCAGAGGGCCUUCUCGGUAGUGGUGCCUGCCCUGUGGAAUGCCCUCCCAUCCGAUGUCAAAGAAAUAAACAACUAUCUGACGUUUAGAAGACAUCUGAAGGCAGCCCUGUUUAUUGAAGUUUUUAAUGACUGAUGUUUCAGUGUAUUUUUAAUCUCUUGUUGGAAGCCGCCCAGAGUGGCUGGGGAGGCCCAGCCAGAUGGGCGGGGUAUAAGUAAUAAAUUAUUAUUAUUAUUAUUUUAUCUGAUGUUCUAUUUUGCCUGUCCUAAGGAGAGAAAAAGAGAAACCAAGACAUUGAUGAAUAAUGUUUUUCUCCAUUAGUGAAUGUACUGUAACAUUACUUCACACCCUACAAAUAUACACACACCCCAAAAACACACUCUUCAAACUGAAUGUUGCUUGUUGACAACAUUAAAAAAACCCCCGCUUAUGUCUGCCAUUUGCCUGGAAAAGUGCUUCUGCUCAUCUAAGUUGGGUUGGCUGUGAGUCCUGGAAGACCUGCUCCCUGCCUUGCAGGCCUUUUUCUACCAGGACUGGGAGGGCGGAGCCUGGACUGACUCCAGCUACAAAAGCUGAGGCUGCUGAAGAGGCCAGAGACUCUCUUGGUUGCCUUUUUGUGCAUACCUGGCACAUUGAGCAUGAGCACCCGUAGUCCCUGCCAUGAACCAUCAUUGGCUGGAUUUGAAGCUACAGCAGCAGAUAUGUUCUAUGCUUAUGAGAAUAUUUUAUUCUUUUCCCAGCUAUGCUGUUUCAAAUGUGCCUUUUAUAUUUGACUUCACUUAGUAGUGCUUUCUUUUGAAAUAAUAAUAAUAAUAAAUUCCUUCCAGUAGCACCUUAGAGACCAACUAAGUUUGUUAUUGGUAUAAGCUUUCAUGUGCAUGCACACUUCUUCAGAUAUCAGUGAGGUUGAUGGACUUCCAUUUCAUGCAGCUCAAUGUGGUGCCUUCCAUAGGUAUCUGAAGAAGUGUGCAUGCACACGAAAGCUCAUACCAAUAACAAACUUAGUUGGUCUCUAAGGUGCUACUGGAAUGAAUUUUUUUUAUUUUGUUUUGACUCCAGCAGACCAACAUGGCUACCUACCUGUAACUUCUUUUGAAAUGUUUAAGAUAAUUUUUUGUUAACUUUGCUCUGCUAAAUGUGCAUUCUGCAGCUGACCUCCUCUGGCGUACGUUUUUUGUUUUUGUUUUUAAAUGUUUAGGAUAACAUUUUCGUUUCCUGUUAAUUAUGUUUGAAUGAGUGUUAAUUGUCUUUAAAUGUAUGCUUUAGAUUUGACUGUCUUCAGUAAUGUUUCAUUCUGGGCUGUUUUAUUUGAUGUUUUAAUGUAGGUUGUAAACUGCUUUGAGAUCCCCCCCCCCAAAAAAAAAUAUAAAGCAGUAUAUAAAUGAAAUGAACAAUAAUAAUUUACUUUUAGAAUCCCCUGAAAUGAUACUCAAUCACAGGUAUUUUUAUUUAAUUAAUGGGAUGUUUUUUAUUGCUUGAUUGAAACAAACAAACACAAAAAACACAUACACAUCUAAAGUCACCUGGUGGAAGCACCUUUAAAUUGUCCCACACAGUGGUGGAUACCAUAUUGUAAGCUACAUUGAAUAACUCACCAAUUAAAUAUGAACAAUUAGAUAAACGGUAUUUGAAUCUCAAAAAUUACCAAAUGAUAAUUUUGGUAGAUUUUUUAGAACAUGAAGACGUAUGAGCACUCUUGACGAUGGGGUGUUUUGGUUUCCAGGUAAUUUGAUCUUUAAAAAAAGCAAGGGGAUAUUUUGUUAUUGUUGUUAGUACCCGUCUGUCUGGGGAGACAAGGGAAGAGUGAGCCUUUUAUGGUGAAGUCAAACUAUUGGAAGGUUACAGUAGCACUUGCUGUGGCAACACAGACCGAUACGGGAGAGACAUGUUUUGUUGCAGUUGGGGCAGAUGAAGGCAUCUGGUUGUGCUUUCUCAGAUGCAGCAGGAUGUUUCUUAUUGUAUUUAUUUGUUGUAUUGGCAUAUAUAUUAUUCUAGGCCAGUGAUGGCCAAACUCUGCCGUCCAGAUGUUUUGGGACUACAACUCCCAUCAUCCCUAGCUAACAGGACCAGUGGUCAGGGAUGAUGGGAAUUGUAGUCCAAAAACAAGUGGAGGGCCAAGUUUGGCCAUCACUGUUCUAAGCAUAGCUGUUGAUGAUUCUCUUAAGGUAUAAAGUAUUGUCAUGGAUUAGCAUUUUUAUAUAUGAGGAGAGGAACCUGGAUUUUGCUUUAUUACUUGGUAAUACACCUGUACAUUGGCGUAAAGCCUUGGGGUCUGCUGGUGGAAUCUGGCAUAAAGAACUAGGGAAUUCUACCUAUAGGUUAUAAAAGCAAAGUUAUUUGGAGGUUCUAGCAAAUGACAUUUGUUAAAAAAAACAAGAAGCAUUUUUGUCAGGGAUUGUAGGACAAGACCUGCCAAGGAAAAUAAAGAAUUUAUUUAUGUAUGCUACAACAGCAGCAAGAGUCUUGAUAGCACAAGGAUGGAAGAAUGAGGAAACCCCGACAAAAGAAAAGUGGCAAGAGAAACUGAUGAACUAUGCAGAACUGGCGAAACUGACAUAUGAACUACAAGAUAAGGACAACUGUGACUUUAAACAAGAAUGGGAACUUUUCACAAAUUACUAAAAAGACAACAAAAUGAAUUGGACUCCUUGGCAGGUUUUGAAUAAACAUACACAAAUUUAUUGAUUGAUAACAUGGCGGAUAGAUAAUGUAGGAUUUGCAUAAUUUUAUAGCAUGCAAAGAAUAAUAUGUGUUGAGAAGUCAGAGAGAGGAGCUGAGGGAAGUCUCUGGGGGAGGGGAGGGAGGGUUUGAGGGGGUGGGGGAAGGGAGAAAAAUAAUGAAUGUGAUAUGUUUUGAUAAGUUAUGCUGAAAUUGCUAAUAAAAACAUUUAAAAAAUUAAAAAUAUAAUAAAAGCAAAGUUAUUUCAGCCCUCUGCCAAGCUGCCAAAAAGACUCCUAGCAUGGGUUGCCAAUACAUGCACCUAUCAUUUUGCCAUGGAAUUACUCUGGCAAUGAAAGGCUACAGGAAAUUAUCUUAGGUAGGGUGGAGAAACUAGUCCUGGGGUUAUGAAGGCGAUGGGAUUCAUAACCCAUCGCCUGAUGGAAACCCAUCGGCUGAUGAAACCACACCUUUAGCCUUUGCACAGGGGACCUAUAGAUCCUCUCGGUCACUUCCCCCCAAUUUUUCAAGUUCUUCUACAGCAGAUGCACAUAUACAGUAGCCACAAUGAACCCGCAAAGGAAUGCAAAAUUGAGUAUAACAAAAGCUGAUUUCAACUGUGAUGUCUGAAAAGAUGUAGUACGACAGAUAGAUAAAUGAUGGGUGGUAGAUAAUAGAUAGAUAGCGUUCCUUAUGUGAUCAAAAUGUAUUCGCUGCUCAGUCAUGGAUCUUAAAAUGAGGAAGAACCACAAGAAAGGCAGCAGUACAUUUCCUGGCAAGCAUCAACGCCAUACUGUUAAGGCAUGGACUCAUCUAGAGUUGGAUCUGAUGAAGUCAGCAGAGUGCGGUGGAGCAGAGAAAGGAGUACAGAGGCAUUGUCCUAGGAGACAUUCUUAAUUCUUUGCACAUGAUAGAAGUCUGGCUGCAGCGAGAGUGCAGCUGCUUGCAUUCAUUGGUAUGCAAGGCUGGAGAAAAAUGAAGUCAAUCUUGUCCCUGCUUCAGGGUCAUCAUACAACCUUGUAAUGGAAAGGGGAGAAAGCUGUCUUUGCACUUUCCUAAACACUGAAGGUAGAUACCCUAAAGGUCUGCAUCUGGGUAGAGGCCAUGUAGAAUCUGUCCUUCCAUUGCUAAACAGUCUGUAUAUCUCUACGCAACUGUUAAGCCCAUUAUCAGUACAGAUUUCUUUCCUUAGCAGAGCCAAAUUUGUGAGAUAUUUUCUUAAAGAGAGCAAUUUGAAGCCAGGGCUGCAUAAGCUAUGUUCAUCUGAGGGCAUGAUGGCAUUUGUAUCAUUAUACCAAAAUAAAAAAAAAAAUAUGAAAGAUUGUGUCCUUUAUUUUUAUCCUAGCAAUCGGGGCAAACACUUAAAUGUACAGCAUAUGGGAAAUAAACUGAGCAGAUGAACCUGUUAUCACAGAGCUUAAUAGAUUCUCCACAUGAAGCAAUGAUAGAAAACGCUAUUGUUUAAGCUGGUACCCAGAGAACAUCGUGAGAUUAUAAAAUGGAGACGUCAGUGCAAACAGAUUAAUGUGGGGACUGAAUGUUGCAUAGGUGCCUGAAAGAGUUAGGCACAUGGGUGCUUACACUACACAUGUAUAGAAAAGAUCAUAGAAUCAUAGAGAUGGAAGGGACCCUGAGAAUCAUCUAGUCCCAGUCCCUUCAGUACAGGAAUAUGAAGUGUUUGGAUUUGAUAUCCCGCUUUAUCACUACCCUCAGACUAAGAUUCUCCUUUCCCUUCCUCCCCCACAACAAACACUCUGUGAGGUGAGUGGGGCUGAGAGACUUCAAAGAAGUGUGACUGGCCCAAGGUCACCCAGCAGCUGCAUGUGGAGGAGCGGAGACGCGAGCCCAGUUCACAGGUUAUGAGUCCACCGCUUUUAACCACUUCACCAUGCUGGCUCUCUUAUAUGUCACUGUCCCAUAUGAGGAUUGAACCUGCAACCUUGCUAUUAUCAGCACCACACUCUAACCAACUGAGCUAUUCAGUGGUCCACUCUGAGGAGAGUAUUCUUUUCCCACAAGCCAUUCAAGAUGUGAUGCAGUUUUUUUAAAAAAAAAAACACCUUCAAAAAUAGCAAAAAUGUAUAGAACAGUCUCCAAUAAGUGUUUGAAGUGUAAAGAAAAAGAAGGCACUUUUUUCAUAUGUGGUGGAAUUGCAAAAUAAGUAAAAAUUACUGGGAAAUGAUUUACAGUGGUACCUCUGGUUGCGAGCGGGAUUCGUUCCGGAGGCCCGCUUGCAACAUGAAAAGAGCGCAACCCACAGCGGCACGUCUGCACACACACGGGUUGCAAUUCGCUAAGAUAUUAAGAUAAGUUAAAGGAAGCUCAUGGAAGGCUAACUCAUCGUAAGGGUCAUUCCUGAACAACAUGGGAUAGGAUGGGAAAUUCUGGGGGAAGGAUUUCUUCUCUGAAUUUCCUUAAGAUAACUUCCAAUUUUUGGACAUUUUUCUCGAGAGCCAGUGUGGUGUAGUGGUUAAGAGCGGUAGACUUGUAAUCUGAUGAAUUUCACGUCUCCGCUCCUCCACAUGCAGCUGCUGGGUAACCUUGGACUACUCACACUUCUUUGAAGUCUCUCAGCCCCACUCAGCUCACAGAGUGUUUGUUUUCGGGGAGGAAGGGAAAGGAGAAUGUUAGCCGCUUUGAGGCUCCUUCGGGUAGUGAUAAAGCAGGAUAUCAAAUCCAAACUCUUCUUCUUCUUCUUAUAGAGGAUGCCCCUAUACCCCAUCCCACAUUGUUGAAGACUUUACCCCACAAGGCUCCAAAGAGGCUUUUCCUGAUGCUUCACAGGUAAGGUUCACGUUCAGUUGUUGUUGGCAGGGCGGUCCCUCCCUCUACCUGAUCGAUGCCCUGGCAACACCUCCCCAGGCAGGAUUGGGCGAUUGGCAGUGGUAAGCAAAGACCUCCAGGUAUCCAGCCUGGGGAGGAUGAAGCCAGCCUGUACUGGGCUGAGCCACACUGGGAUGGGGGGGCUAUACACAACCACACAAAAGGCGCCCCCCAUUUUAUGUGGGGAGCGGUCAUUCCUGGGACACAGGUGUCUGCAGAGGGGAGGAGGGAAUGGAAAACUUAUUUCCCACAAACCUUCUUCAGUUAACUUAGGAUCCAGACCAACUAUAUGGGAAUCCACCUAUGAAAAAUGGAGCUCAUGUUGGUUCUGUACCUUUCUUUACAUACUGUGUAGACAGGAAUAUUUAUGGGUUCUAGAUACGAGUAAGUAACAUGAAAAGAAGCUUGCCUUCUCAACAGGGCUGACCUUAACAUGAAAUGAUGUUAGGAAUUCACAUUGGGCAACAAGUUACACUGCAGGCAUUAUUUUUCUGCCUGCAUCUUCCAUCUCUGGAGAUAUGAGCAAGAGAGGAAUUUCAUUAUGUUAUUUCACUUCAGAUGCAAAAACAGCUCAGGCAUAGUUUGCAUCAGGACAGGAAUAUACAGUCAUUUUAAUUAUAUAUAUAGCACUGUGGCUCCUUUCAACAUAGCUUACUUUAACUGAUGGGUAUAAUAUAGUCCUUGAUUUUGUAAUCAGACAAACAUUUUCCCUGGGAAUGUUUACCAGGGAGACAAAGAAGGUAAGCAAAUACAUUUUAUUAGCCUGUCACUUUGGAGAUUGAAAUCAAAGUACCUCUGGUAAAAGGCAUCUUCCCUUAUCGGCAUUGUUUCUCCUCAUUCUGUGGGAACACCUUGAACUAAUCGUAUUUGUCUUGCUUAGUGUAUUCUGAGCUCAACGAUUUUCAUUUGUUCAGCUGAACACUCCUCUCCGCCCCUCGCCAGCACUUCCUUGGCUUAGAAACAUUGCCUCAAAAGCGAUAAAUCUAUGUGUGCCGCAUUGUUAAAAAUUAUUACCCCCACUUUAUUUGAUGAGAGGGCUUUGCAAACCAUUUGGAAAGGAUAAGCACCAAAGUACUUUCAUCCCAAAGCAAUUGUGCCCCUCUUGCAUUACUGCUUAGUGCUCAAAACUCACAAGAAAGUCCUCAGGGUGUUUGGUGACAUUUCUCAAAGCGCACAGUGAAUUGCCAACUCAUUUGAUACAUUCACACUCCCUCUUUUUUGCAAAGGGAACAAACAAACAAAUAAAAACCUUCUUAGAGGAACAGCUCGCAGGUUGUGGAGGACACCAGAGAAGAUGGGAGAAGCCUUUCAUAGAAAAUGACACUCUGGGCAUGUUUCUCCACUAUGGAUGAUGAGGUUGAAGUGCAAGGCCCAUGAUCCCUGGGUGAUUAGCCAAUGGAGUUCCUAGCAUUUUUUUCAACCAGAGAAGAGGUCUGUUGGGCCUCUUAUUUGGUGGAAAGAAUUCACAUCUGGGGAUCAUGGCUCUUGUACUCCAUCAUCACCUGAAUCCUUAUACUCCACCUCAACCACUGAGAUCUUCUGAUGGGACAGUUCUGGUGGUCCCCGUGCUCCUGAGGUUCAGUUGGCCUUCACUUGGGACUAACCCAGGGGUGGUAGCCCCUGUCCUGAGGAACUCCUACAAGUAGAACCAUCCUUCACUUCCUUCAGAUGUCUUUUGGAAACAGGCAUUUCCAGUAUCAUUAUUUUUUUUUUAAACAAAUCACCAUGUAUUGAUUUUAACUGAAGUUUUUAAUUCUGUUUCUAUGGUUUUUCAAAACAGUUUUAUCCUUAUAUGUGUAUUCCACCUUGCUAUAUUCUUAUUAAGGUGCCAAUUAUAAUUUCAUAGACAGCUUAGGCCUCAUUUUAUGAUAAACCCCUCAAAGGUUGGCUGCCACCAUAUGAACUACAACCAAUACUUAGUUUAAAUCAUAAAACAGUGUUGGAAUCAGCAAUGAAAUAGUGAUAAAAACAGCAGUAUCGACGGCAAUAGCAUGCAGCCCAGCAGAAUAAAGAUUAAAACAAUAAACCUAGUUUAAAACUAUUUUGCAAACUAAAUGCUUCAGUGGCUCAUGUAUAAAUCAGUUGGUCCCCAAAAGGCAACAAGAUGGACAUGAUGGAAACAAGCAUGUCAACCCCAUUAAUAUAAGAGGUGUCUAUCUUUGUGUGUAUGAAGCGUCCCCAACCUAAAUUCAGUUGUGUUGGCUGUAAAACAGUCCAUGUCAGCCCCAGCCUUUCUGAUUUGGAUAUAUGUCAGAAAAUGAAAGCUAGACAGAGGGAAUCAAAGCUCUUUCUUAUUUCCCAAGAGAGCUUGAAAACCACAAGGGGCCUCUGCGCUUUCUGGCUGAGACUUUUUACUUUGGCAAAAAGAAGUUUGACUAGCGUUUAGAAGGACAAGCCUUUAUAGCAUCAUCUAAACCUGGCCUUAAAAAUGACUUUUUAAAAUUGCCUGUGGACUUGAGGAAAAUCAAAUAAUUCACAACUUCCCAGACUUUUACUAUAGUGAAUGAUUGCUGGCAUUGAUAUUCAGUUACGAUAUACUUUCUCAACACCAGAAGAUACAUGACAUCUUUUUUAUAUUAUUAUUAAAUGCACAGACAUUCAUUUUCUCUCAUUCACUUAUCAUUGACAAAUAUUGACAUUUAAAUUACUCUACAUUAUUAGAAACCUCAGCCAAAUAAAGACAUGAAAUACCGUGCUAAUGUUCUGACUGAACAUGAAACAUGAUAAAUACUUUAUUUCCACUGCUGUUUCACUGUAGUUGAGAGAAUUCUAGCUCAAUUCAUUACUUAGCUGCAUUGAAGCCAUUUUGACAAUAUUCAUAAGGCUUAACUCCAAAUAUUGCAUCAUCAUAAUUAACAUCAAUUUAUUACAAUCAUAAUUAACAUCAAUUUAUUACAAUCAACGGAUCAGAAAAAUAAGUCCAAAAAUAAAGCCAUAAUCUUAAAUAUAGAGCAAAACACAAAGCAAAGUAUUACCUAAAUGCCAUCAGCUCAGAUGCAACAUUAGCAAAUGUCCUAAGAAGCAGCCCCGAUGAAGCCAAUGAUUAUUCCAACUGUGCCCACUAAACUGCUUCUACCUGGGGAACUGGCACUUUUACAUGUGCUAUAUAAUGUUUGCUCUGUAUUUGUGAAAAAUCAAAAUUUUAGUGUGGCAGCACCUAUUGACUGGAACAUUCUGCAUAUUACUUUUAGGCAGUCACUUUCGUUGUAUUACCUGCUAAAAAUAUACUGUUUAGGCAAGUCUAAAGGUAAAGGUAAAGGUAAAGGUAAAGGUAAAGGGACCCCUGACUAUUAGGUCUAGUCAUGGAAGACUCUGGGGUUGCGGCGCUCAUCUCGCUUUAUUGGCCGAGGAAGCCAGCAUACAGCUUCCAGGUCAUGUGGCCAGCAUGACAAAGCUGCUACUGGUGAACCAGAGCAGCGCACGGAAAUGCCGUUUACCUUCCCGAUGGAGCGGUACCUAUUUGUCUACUUGUACUUCAUGCUUUCAAACUGCUAGGGUGGCAGGAGCUGGGACAGAGCAACAGGAGCUCACCCCAUUGCAGGGAUUCGAACUGCCAACCUUCCAAUCGGCAAGCCCAAGAGGCUCAGUGGUUUAGACCACAGCUCCUCUCGUGUCCCAGAUAAACAAGCACACAAUCACUGAUAGGUCCACCCACCAUUGUGAGGCUCAAAGCAAUGAAGAUGAUGCCUCCCCAGCUGUUGCCAUUGGCUGUGGGUUUCUUGUGAUGUCACAAAAGUACUUGGCAACUGAGUGGAUUUGCAGCAGGACACACCUGGCAAUGGAUGUGACAUUCAGCACUGCCCAGGUUUCUUCCAAUUGGAGGAGGCAAACUGGUGAAUGAAAGGAGGCAAUCCUCUGGCAGUGGGAUGCUAAUAAGGCAAGUUUGCUUGCUUGAAGGCUGCUGGUAUCUGUGAUUGGAAGCUGGCGGACGUCUCAUGAUGGACCUAACAGUAUCUUCUGGCACAAUGGGACACCGUGACAGAAACCAGAGCACACAGAAACGCCAUUUACCUUCCUGGCGCAGCGGUACCUAUUUAUCUACUUGCACUGGUGUGCUUUCAAACUGCUAGGCUGGCAGGAGGUGGGACCGAACAACGGGAGCUCACUCCGUCGCGGGGAUUCGAACCACCGAACUUUUGAUCGGCAAGCCCUAGGCUCUGUGGUUUAACCUACAUCGCCACCUGCAUUCCUCUUUUAGGCAAGUCUAAGCACUUUUAUUUUAUUUAAUAUGUUGUUUCUAAAACUGUUGUUUUCAGUUUUUUUGAAGAAAUGCUUUUAUUAUAUCUGCCUUGGUUUAACAGUCUAUCGAUUUUAGUGGUAUUUAGUAGAAAUCAAGAUGAAUAUUGUAAUAAUAAAAAUUAUCCAAAUUCAGUGGGAUUUUUUUAAUGGCAAAUGAGCAAACUCAUUUGAUGUAAACAAGAGUGCUUGUGUUGAUAAAUGCCCAUUCACACGGUAAGCAUGGUUUUACUUUAACCUGGGAUGGAUGUCAUAGACGUGGCGAGGAUCAAGCAGGUAGGGUCAAACGGGAAUGUUGUUGCUGGCGUGACUUUGUUGUUUUUUAAAGAAAGCAUUUAGUUUAAAUAAAUCUUUCCCAAGCAGGUGCUCUACCACUGCUUAGAAGAAAAGAUACUGUUGCCGCAAACAUGUUUGUAAUGAUAUAGGGUGGAUGGUUCAUCUAUUUCUGGUCUGUGUCAACAUCACAAGUGCAGCUUUGUGAAUCAAGCACAUUCUGCUCUGUUUGUUAAUCUGUAUUUUAAAUUCCUUUUAAAAUACGUACCUAAAUAUGAAUCAAACUGGAUAUGUUAUCAAAAAGUACUAUGUAUUGGCCCGAAUAUAAGCCACACUCCUCCCCUCCCCCCAAAAAAAUUAUGACCAUGAAAAGUUAACAUGUGGCUUAUAUUCACGAUCUUACAAAAAUUGGCUUGGAGUGGGCUUGUCCCCAGAUUUUGCUUGGUUUCGGCUGGACCGGCUCCCAAGAUGGCGGCACAGCAAGGCGGUCCCUGAGAGCGAGCCAGAAGGCAGCGAGGAGAGGAAAGAAGGGACGAGUGCAGACGAGAGAGAGAGAGAGAGAGAGAGAGAGCGAGAGAGCGCAAGCAAGAAGGUCUACUAG